Eremomyces bilateralis CBS 781.70 is the source of this 375-nucleotide messenger RNA. RefSeq lists its product as uncharacterized. Bases 1 to 375 code for a protein of 124 amino acids. The record is from RefSeq and is a predicted model, not a curated record. Lineage: Eukaryota; Fungi; Ascomycota; Dothideomycetes; Eremomycetales; Eremomycetaceae. The transcript is spliced from 2 exons.
AUGGACCCAGCAUCUGAUCUGUUUUUGGCCUGCACUACUUUUGAUGCGGUCCAGGCAACGCUUAACCUUAAAUUCACACCGCACCCUAUUCCAAAAGCUGCGAAAUCGAUGCCCAGACCGACGACAUCAGUCCUCCUUGAAGGGAACUCAAGCACGGUGACGAAGCGCCUCUUUGUCUUCACUGAUGGCUCCGGGUCGGCAAAGCCGUACAUGAACCGUUCAAAAGUCCCAUCCAAUGCGGUUAUCCACGACUUGGGCUACCCAUACAUGAAGCAACCCGAGAACCUAAACGCCAGCCUUCAAGAGCUCACUGCUCUGUAUGUGUCAGAGAUCCGGAGACGGCAACCGACAGGACCCUACAACUUCAGAGGUUAA